ACGCACACACACACACUCCCUUCAUCAUUUCUGUUUGUCCUAUCCUAUCCAUAUCAUAUCUUAGUCAUAAAGCACCGAUUAAAUUAAAGAUCCCAUCUUUAGUUUAUUCUGAAUUCUGAUUCGGACUUCAAAAUAAAAUAAAAUGAAACUAACUUGAUUCCUUCCUCAUCAUCUCACACUCUAUUUAGUUUCCAGCUUUGGACUCCUCACAGUUGAGUGGCUGGUCUGGGUGUAUCCAAAAAGGUCAGGUAAAUGGGUAAAGGAGGGAUGUCACUUGACGAAAUCAAGGAUGGGCAAGAAGAGGAAAACAUGGCUGCGUGGCUUCUUGGUGUCGACAAUCUCAAGAUUCAGCCUUUCAAGCUCCCUCCUCUUGGACCAUAUGAUGUUAGAGUAAGGAUGAAAGCUGUUGGUAUCUGUGGAAGUGAUGUUCACUAUCUCAAGACCUUGAGAUUGGCAGAUUUUGUAGUGAAGGAACCAAUGGUCAUUGGGCAUGAGUGUGCUGGGAUCAUCGAUGAGGUUGGAAGUGAAGUUAAGCAUCUUGUGCGUGGAGACAGAGUGGCAUUGGAACCAGGCAUCAGUUGCUGGAGAUGCAAUCUUUGCAAAGAAGGUCGAUACAAUCUAUGCCCUGAGAUGAAGUUUUUUGCCACUCCACCAGUACAUGGUUCUCUUGCCAAUCAGGUGGUGCAUCCUGCCGACCUAUGUUUUAAAUUGCCAGAUAAUGUGAGCUUAGAGGAAGGCGCAAUGUGUGAGCCUUUAAGUGUUGGUGUUCAUGCUUGUCGCCGAGCUAAUGUUGGUCCAGAAACAAAUGUUUUAAUCAUGGGAGCUGGACCCAUAGGGCUUGUUACACUGCUAGCAGCUCGUGCUUUUGGUGUACCCAGAAUUAUCGUUGUGGAUGUUGAUGAUUACCGUUUAUCUGUUGCCAAGGAUCUCGGUGCUGAUGGCAUAGUUAAAGUGUCAACGAAUAUUCAGGAUGUAGCUGAAGAAGUUGCGCUGAUACACAAGGCAAUGGAAACUGGAGUGGAUAUCACCUUUGAUUGUGCAGGAUUUAACAAAACAAUGUCAACAGCCUUGGGUGCCACUAAACAGGGUGGCAAAGUUUGCCUUGUGGGAAUGGGCCAUAAUGAAAUGACUGUUCCUCUUACAUCAGCUGCAACAAGGGAGGUUGAUGUCAUUGGUGUUUUCCGGUAUAAGAAUACAUGGCCACUAUGCCUUGAAUUCUUGAAGAGUGGUAAGAUUGAUGUGAAGCCCCUAAUAACCCACAGAUUCGGGUUCUCGCAGAAGGAGGUUGAAGAAGCCUUUGAAACAAGUGCUCGUGGUGGUAGCGCUAUUAAGGUCAUGUUUAAUCUGUAAAAUCAGCUGUGGCCUGGGAAAAACUGCUUCUUGGAGAAAUUUUAAGUAAAGAACGAUAAGAAAUAUCAAUAUUGCACAUUGGCUUAUGUAAAUUUCGUCUUGUUCGACACGAUCUUUGGACGUGUAUUAUUAUAGUUGUUCCUCUUUAUUACUAAUAUAUGCUAUUUUAAUCAAGUUAUAUAUACACACACAUAAUUGAAAGGUCA
Jatropha curcas is the source of this 1556-nucleotide messenger RNA. RefSeq names its product GroES-like zinc-binding alcohol dehydrogenase family protein. The record is from RefSeq and is a predicted model, not a curated record. NCBI's taxonomy places the organism in Eukaryota, Viridiplantae, Streptophyta, Magnoliopsida, Malpighiales, Euphorbiaceae. Gene Ontology annotation, molecular function: zinc ion binding; oxidoreductase activity, acting on the CH-OH group of donors, NAD or NADP as acceptor.